Molecule: messenger RNA, 1312 nt
Organism: Cuscuta campestris
Lineage: Eukaryota; Viridiplantae; Streptophyta; Magnoliopsida; Solanales; Convolvulaceae
Source: the annotation of a GenBank genome assembly
CUUUUUCAUUGUAUUUUAGUAUGUUUGUAUAUGCACUUUACCUUCUAUUGAAAAAUUUUAAAGUUUAUUAUGUUAAAUGAAAUAACUAAUACGUUAAUGUUAGUACUUUGGUUUAUCACAAUUUUUGUUUUAACAAAAAAUUGAGGCCUAAAAUAUUUAAUUGCACAGGGCCAUUUUGAAUGAUUGGGCGGGCCUGACAAUGGUGGAGAUGGAAUCUCCUCGUCUCAGGUCUCUCCAGCCUUUAAAAGCCGAAAAUGGAGGCUUUGGACCCGACGACGUGUUUCCUGGUUGACGGCGACGACCUUCUCGACUUCUCAUUGGAGGGGGACGAAGAGGAGAAGGACAGGAACCAGACCGCCGCCGCCAUUGGCUACGGCGGCCCUACGCCUUCGAAGCCCGUUAACCUCGACGGCUUCCCUGAAGCUAUGGAGGAAGAGCUGGAGUGGAUAUCAAACAAAGACGCAUUCCCAAGUGUCGAAACGUGUUUUGGCAUUUUUGUGGACAACCCGUUAUUUCAUCAGAAGAGCCCGGUGUCUGUUUUGGAGAAUAGCAGCAGUAAUAACAGCAACAGCAAUGUCAAUAGCUCAGGGAAUGGAGUGAUUAGUUGCAAUGCCAGCUUGAAAGUCCCACUCACUUAUCCCAUGCGUCCUAGGAGCAAGAAUAGAAGACCGAGGAGGACUGGGUUUGGGGACUUCCCUGCCCAGAACUGCCUCUGGGCAAGAAACAAGAACGAAGCAAUGUUCCUAAUGCACCCAAUAACAAUGGCGGAAGGGCCAACUGGGACUGCCACCAUUGGGAGGAGAUGCCAGCAUUGUGGGGUUGAUAAGACCCCACAAUGGCGAGCUGGUCCUACGGGGCCAAAGACUUUGUGCAAUGCUUGUGGAGUGCGGUACAAGUCGGGCAGGCUCUUGCCCGAGUACCGCCCUGCCAACAGCCCGACAUUUUCGUCCGUGCUGCACUCAAACUCUCACCGGAAAGUUAUGGAGAUGCGGCGGCAGAAGGUGGUGGGAGAGGGACCGAAGCUGAUUUUAAUGAAGCCUGUGGAUAUAGUGUAGUAGCAGCCUAGUAGUGGUGAGUAGUUCACAACAUCUUGUGCAACUUUUACUUUUUUUUCCCAUUUCCUUUGAAAGUUUCAGUCAGUUUUAAGGCUUAGGGUUGUUGUAAUGGGCUAGGAUGGGUUAGGGAACCACAGUUGUUGCUCUGCUUGUGCUAUAAACAAUCUAGGGAAUUUUGAGCUUAGUUGUGAUUGGUCAUGAUGAUUAGAACAGAAUUCCAAACAGAAGUUUUCUAACAUAGGAGUGUAUGUGUUCAU